Molecule: messenger RNA, 3460 nt
Organism: Sphaeroforma arctica JP610
Lineage: Eukaryota; Ichthyosporea; Ichthyophonida
Exons: 5
Coding region: 1-2892 (963 amino acids)
Biological process (GO): recombinational repair
Molecular function (GO): DNA binding; 3'-5' DNA helicase activity; ATP binding
Source: RefSeq, a predicted model, not a curated record
AUGCCGUAUAACCUACUGAUAGACCGGACAGACGAAGCGACCCACAAGCGUCGACACGCGAUAGAUACACAUACACACCUAAGCCCAAUGAGACAUCCGAAUAAGCGAACGAAGACAUGCCUUACAACAGGCAGCGAGAUGAAGAUGGGCACAAACACGGCUGUGGAAACGCACUCUCCGGGUAGGAUACGUGAUCCUUCACACAGUCUGAACAGUGGCCGAGGCGUGUCCAGUCCCUUGAAGACUACCACCUAUACACAGGGGAGGGGUGUCCUGAGCAGGGCACCUGCACCUCAAGAUGCAGACGAUACGACCGCAAGAAAAGGGCAGGCACUGACCAGCAGCCCGUUUGCCCCGGCAUUGACCGGCAGUCCGUUAUCCGCGAGAACGAGGACAGGCACUUCUAAGCCAUCGGACCGAAGUCUUGGUUGCAGCACCACACCGGGUGGUAGACAAAGUGAUGGACGGCCCAGGAAUAGCUUGAGCGCGCAUGGGAACAACAAGGGAAACCUUACACAACACUCUCCCAACCCAGUACUAACCACCCAAAACAACACGACGACUACCACCACCCCUACCCCUACCACCAAGCCACGCAGCGACAGCGGCGUAGCAGUCAACGGCGGUGCGGCAGGGCAGGCUGGUGUGGACUAUAGAGCUCGAGCGAGCGAUAACAAGCGAAAAGGGACAGCUGUGGCACACCCCAGGUGUACGACCAAGGCCAAGGCAACACCGGCAGAUGUUAAUAGGCAGACACGGCAGGUGAACACACUCAUAGGAGCGCCAAGGGACGCAGUCAGCAGUACAGCACAGAGACGUGUGCAUGUAAGUGGUUGCCUGUGGCUGUCCCGUGUUUGCAGUGUUGGUGUCACGUCUGCACCCGAGCUAACCCCGGAGCAGCGUGCAGUGGUGGGCCGUUUGAAGCGACCGGGGCAAGCGGUUCCUGGAGGCGAGAUCUUGAUAGUCAACUCAUGUGCCGGCAGCGGGAAAACCACCACACUCGUGGAAGUGGUUGUCCAUGCGCUUGUCAUAGGCCACACAGGCGUGCGCGUGUGUUCGUUCUCUAAAGCGGCGAAGAUUGAGUUUGAGGGGCGUCUCCUGGCCAGAAACGCACCCCAUCAUAUAUCCCUUACAACGCACAGCAUAGCUAUGCGUGCACUCGGAUUGCAGCAGAACGGCACAGCCACCUCUAUUAUUACGGACGAUGGCAGGCUUAACAAGAAGAUAGAGUCCAUCUGCAGUUCGAGGAUAAGCUCAUUCAUCGCAAACAUCGUGAAGAAGAAAGCCGCGGCCAAAAAUACCGUCGUCACCUUUAUCAGGAAAACGUUACAACAGUUCUUUCAGUCAGUGGAUACCGAGGUCCAGCCCUAUAAAGAGGCGCUUGACUACCACAAAACAAAUAAAUUAGGCCUACCCGUCAAUCCGGGCAGGUUCUAUGAGCAGGCCGCGGAAGACGUCUGGACGUACUGCGACUGCACCAAAUUCGGGUUCAGGAAUCAAAUGAAAUCGGGACGAAUCUCGAAUAAUAAUAACAGUAAUAAUAAUAAUAGUAAUAAUAAUAAGGCGUCGGCUUGGAAUUUCCAUACGCACGACAGCUAUAUGAAAUGUGCUCAGUUACAGCUGUUGCCCAUAGACUGCAGUCUCCUGCUGGUAGACGAGAGCCAGGAUUUAACUGCCUGUCAGAUCGACUGGUUAGCCGGUCAGGCCCAGACACACAACAUACAGAUCUUCUUUGUGGGCGAUGCCGCACAGGCCGUGAUGGGCUUCAGAGGAGGCAACCCCCGAGCCUUGAUGUCUAUCAAAGACCAGUACAGAAAUGUCCACCAGCUGCACCUGACCCGUAGUUUUAGGUUCGGGCCCCAGAUCGCCUUCGCCGCGAACCGGCUUCUGUUCAUCAAACAGCACUCGCAUCAGUGUGUACUCUUCGAGCCCUACCGCGUCGUGGGAGGGUCGCAGAAUAAGCACCCACAUGACGGAAUAAGCCGCACCAGCCUGGUUGCGCAGCGGAAGUUCCCGUGUGCCGUGGUCACUCGCACCAACCUACAGAUGGUCGAGGCCUACUUCGACAUAGUCCAGGGCUUGUCCGAGGGGGAGACACUACGGUGGGCGGUGAGUGAGGGUACUGAGUCGACUUUGAAGAGGGCCGUGCGCGAGUGUCUGAUGUUUGUGGACGUGUUUACGGAACACAAGGACUCGCUACCGCUGGGGAUUUUCAGGGGGUAUGUGGGACUGACCUGGGAUCGGGUGCGAGAGACGGUCGAGGACAAUGAGAAUAACUGUGACUAUAGCAUGUAUGUGAACUUUGUGACUGCGCAUAAAUAUAAUGCUGAGAGGCGGUUGCGGGAGUUUGUGCACAUGAUGGACAGGUGUGGUAGGGCCACCGGGGAUUGGGACGUGAAGCUUAUGACUAUACACCAGGCGAAGGGCCGCGAGUGUGCCUACGUGGAGAUCUUCGGCAACCUCAUGGCUCUUGCCAAGUAUGAGGUGGAUGUGCUUGAGGACAAAUCCGGUAGCGUAGAUCCUGGCGAUAAGUCCCGGAGAUUCAACACCGCCAACGAGGCCAGGCACGGACUGGGCUUGGACCGGUGCCAGGCCAGAUUUGCGUGUACAGUGGAGCAGAACGAUGAGAUUGACCUGUACUACACCGCAAUAACUCGAGCCCAGAAGGAGGUGUUCGUGCCGGAUUCUUUCUGGGGGGUCAUGGAAGACAUGGAGGAGCUUAGUGAGUUUGUGUACGGGUGCAAACAGGCUCAGGACGUGACUCGGAAGCUGGUGCUGCCCGGGGACAAUAGAAAGGUUUGGACUAUGGUCGAGGCCAUGGCUUUGUACAGGGACAUUUACCUACCCAUGUUGCAAGAUAUGAGAGACACAUGUUGUGCAAUAACUGAGUGACGGGGUUGCCUGCACAUGCCGCGGUGUUGUAGCCUUGCUGGCGAUUGAUGAGCUAAGUUGUAUUCUCUAUAGGAUGGACUGCCCAAUGCAUACACACACACGUCCAAGCGUUCGUAAGUUGGGGCACGAAGCUGGAUAUUGUAAUGGCCUAGUUGCACUGGUAUCUAAGGAGGAUGGCUUCUACUUUGCUCACGAACACGUAUAACGGAAAGCCCGCUCCACGAAAUCUGAACGAAUAAUGACAGUCAAGAAAGAUGGUAUUCUCGUGGGAAUAUGCCGUUACAGCUGUUUCGUAAAACCGUUUAAAGAACACAGCUGAAUGUAGGAAAGCGAGUGGGAGAUCAACUGCGUUGCGUGAAGUGCGCUGGGCAACCUGUACUGAGGCUCGUUAUCUAUCUACAACAUCGUCCAUAGCUCUAAAUAGAGAAUUGUAACAAUCUUAAGACCAAACUUUCUUAUACUGGGGUGGAUAUCAUCAGCGGCAGUUGGAUGUGCGCAGUUGGGUCUCAUUAUCCCUGUCUGUCGAUGCCUGCAUGCUGGACCUUAGGCGUCUCAUUAGCCAGUCGAG